AUGGCUCCUCUUGUAUGGUUCAUCACUGGAGCAAAUGCCGGUUUCGGUCUUACCUUAGCCAAUCUAGCUCUUUCCAAGGGCGAUACAGUCGUGGCAACUGCCCGAAGCCUCUCAAAGUUUCCCGAGUCUCUCACAAAGAACCCCAAUGCCGACUUGGUAGAAACAGAAGUCACCGCACCAGCUGCCAACAUUACCGCGCUAGUCAACGCUGCCGCUGCCAAACACGGAAGAAUCGAUGUACUUGUAAACAAUGCAGGUUUUGGACAUUUCGGCGCCGUUGAGGAAGUUUCCGAUGAAGAAGCUCGUUACCAAAUUGAUGUCAACUUCUUCGGCGUGCUCAACUUCACAAGAGCGGUUAUCCCACACAUGAGAAAACAAAAGUCCGGCGUCAUUGUACAACUUUCUAGCGGCGUGGGCAUUCUCGGCCCUCAAGGAGCCCCGCUUUAUUCAGCUUCCAAAUUCGCGGUUGAGGGUCUGAGCGAGUCCCUGGCAAUAGAGCUGAAACCUUUUGGCAUUCGCGUUCACAUUGUUGAGCCUGGCGUUUUCCGAACCGACUUCUUGAAAUCUAUCUCCCAAGGCCAGAAUGUGAGCCGCCACCUGGAAGGAUAUGCGGAUUUGGGGGGGAUGCUCACUGGAAUGCAUGGAAAGCAGCCGGGCAAUGCGGAGCUUGGCAUCCAACGCCUGUAUGAGAUCGCGACUGGAACAGGAAUGGCCGCUGGCCUAGAGGAUCAACUUCGAUUUCCUCUAGGAUCAGACUGUUACUCCAUGCUGGAGGCGAAAAUUAAGAUGCUCAAUGAAACGGCAGAAAAAGGCAAGUCCAUUGCACAGAGCACGGAUUAUUAA
Messenger RNA from Trichoderma aggressivum f. europaeum, 843 nucleotides. RefSeq lists its product as uncharacterized. Gene Ontology annotation, molecular function: oxidoreductase activity. Bases 1 to 843 code for a protein of 280 amino acids. The record is from RefSeq and is a predicted model, not a curated record. The transcript has a single exon. NCBI's taxonomy places the organism in Eukaryota, Fungi, Ascomycota, Sordariomycetes, Hypocreales, Hypocreaceae.